Messenger RNA from Pyrus x bretschneideri (Chinese white pear), 1192 nucleotides. RefSeq names its product mRNA cap guanine-N7 methyltransferase 2-like. Gene Ontology annotation, biological process: 7-methylguanosine mRNA capping. Gene Ontology annotation, molecular function: mRNA 5'-cap (guanine-N7-)-methyltransferase activity. The transcript has 9 exons. Lineage: Eukaryota; Viridiplantae; Streptophyta; Magnoliopsida; Rosales; Rosaceae. Gene Ontology annotation, cellular component: nucleus. The annotation marks the transcript as partial. The record is from RefSeq and is a predicted model, not a curated record.
ACGCGGGGACGAAGGCCGAGUCGACUCACCACCGACUCUACGAGUUCGCCAAAGCUGCACUCACCAGAAUCUUCGUCCACCCUUACGCCACGGUCCGUCUCCGCCCUAGAAAUCUCAAUCUCUGCACACAAAAAUGGCGCUAUCACGGCUUCGCCACCCAGUGAUCUCCCGCGCGCCGUCUCUCCUGAAAGCUCGACUUCUCUCCUCCUCCACCAGAUCACUCACUCGGAAGAUGUAGAGAUGCAUUUGAAAGAUAAGGCAAACACGGCUGAUUUAGUUUGCUGCUUGCAGAAUUUGCAGAUGUGUUUCCAAACUGAGGAGAGAGCAAGGAAACUAUUGCUUAAUGUGUCAUCCUUAUUGAAACCAGGGGGUUAUUUUUUCGGUAUUACUCCUGACUCAUCUACAAUAUGGGCAAAGUACCAGAAGAAUGUUGAAGCAUACCACAAUAGAAGUGGUGGCAUGAAACCAAACAUUGUCCCCAAUUGCAUUAGAUCAGAGAACUACACGAUUACGUUUGAAGUUGAGGAAGAGAAGUUUCCUAUAUUUGGAAAGAAAUACCAACUGAAAUUUGCUAAUGAUAUCUCUCCUGAAAGUCAUCACUUGGUUCAUUUCCCAAGCUUUAUCAGGUUAGCCAGAGAAGCUGGUCUUGAGUAUGUGGAGAUUCAAAACUUAACUGAAUUUUACGAUGACAACAGAACACAAUUUGCAGGCAUGAUAAUGAAUUCCUGUUCAAACCUUGUGGAUCCUCGAGGAAGACUUCUUCCUCGAUCAUAUGAUGUAUUAGGUUUAUAUACUACGUUUAUAUUCCAAAAGCCGGACCCUGAUAUUUCUCCCCCGCUCAUGACACCAGAGCUGCACGAUGUAACUUACAUUCAAGACGAGAGCGAGUGGCAAGUACCAGUGACGACUAUCUGGAGAGAUGACGAAAAGACCGUACCAGUAGAGCUGCCUCAUGGCCUGGGAAAGAUUAGUGAACAAAAAGGGAUUUUGGGUCCAGGCCCUGCUGAGUUACGUUUUUCCGAGGCACUUUAACCUGAUGAUUGACGUAUGCAAGACGAACGUGCAUGGAAGGACUGAUUAUUAACAUACAGGAACCCACAUUUUUGGUGUAAAGACAUUGUAAGAGUAACAGUGGUGUGUCCUGUUUAGAUGAUAUUGUUUUUUAGGAAAACUAAUGAAAAUGACUUGAAAA